UUUAAAAUAAAUAUAUUUAAAUAUUUCUAAAUCACAUUAGACAGGUUUAGUAUGAAACAAGGGCAUUAAGUACUUGUUUACCUUUUAUUACAAUCUUGAAUAUCAAUAUUCUAUUUUUAUUAUUUAUAUUAUAACUGAAUUAACAGUCAAAAUGGACCCUUUAAGAGACCCAACAUCCUUACAAGAUUGUGUAAGUAAUCCUGCAAAACGUGUAACACCAAACGUACCAACACCUGUUUGGGACAAUGUCGAAAGCCGGACAGCUUUAGUUGAAAAUGACAUAUUUUCACCACCACCGGUGCCCUCAAAUCAACCAUCCGUUAUAUCCAAUAGCUCCAUGAAUGUGGCUCGCACUCCACAACACAGACCUGCAAGUGUCCAUAGUGAUAAUAGUGCGUCAUCUAUACAAUUGCCAACACCCCAGCCUCAGUCACGGAUUACUGGAGAUGUGGUGCUCACUCCGACUCAUAGUUCCUUCACACCUCAAGCCAACCCUCAUAGCUCAAUGACUGCUUUAACUCCAAUGCCAAGUGGCACGAGUCAAGCUAAAAACAGUAUAAAAAUACAGAAUUGUGUAUCUACUGUUAGUCUUGGCUGUGAAUUGAAGUUAUUGGACAUAUACUGUAGAACAAGGUUCUCAGAAUACAACCCUGCGAGAUUCCAAGGUGUUGUCAUGAAAAUAUUGGAGCCAAGAGCUACUGCACUAGUGUUCAGGUCUGGUAAAAUUGUAUGCACAGGAGCAAGAAAUGAACAUGAUUCAUACUUAGCAGCUAGAAAAUUUGCAAGGAUUAUUCAAAAGCUUGGAUUUCCUGCAAAAUUCCUGGAUUUUAAAAUACAAAAUUUCAUAGCAACGGGGGACUUGAGGUUCCCAGUGAGAUUAGAAGCUUUACAACAAGCACACGGACAGUUCACGUCAUAUGAGCCAGAGCUCUUCCCCGGACUUGUCUACCGGAUGGUGCGGCCGAGAGUUGUCCUGUUAAUAUUUGUUAAUGGAAAAAUUGUGUUCACGGGAGGAAAGACGAGGAAUGAAAUCCAUGAAGCCCUGGAUAUUAUUUAUCCAAUAUUAAGAAGUUAUAGAAAAAAUUAAGACUAUUAAUAUUAAGGUUAAUAAUGUAUUGUUUUAAUAAUGAGGUGCCGAUUAUUCGGUUUAUUAUUUAUUGUAAAUUUAUAAUAAAAUUAUGAAACAUGGGUGA
Molecule: messenger RNA, 1193 nt
Organism: Cydia fagiglandana
Lineage: Eukaryota; Metazoa; Arthropoda; Insecta; Lepidoptera; Tortricidae
Exons: 6
Coding region: 152-1087 (311 amino acids)
Biological process (GO): DNA-templated transcription initiation
Molecular function (GO): RNA polymerase II general transcription initiation factor activity; DNA binding
Source: RefSeq, a predicted model, not a curated record